Molecule: messenger RNA, 2369 nt
Organism: Cloeon dipterum
Lineage: Eukaryota; Metazoa; Arthropoda; Insecta; Ephemeroptera; Baetidae
Gene: Pgant1
Product: Polypeptide N-Acetylgalactosaminyltransferase 1
Exons: 11
Coding region: 423-2231 (602 amino acids)
Biological process (GO): protein O-linked glycosylation
Cellular component (GO): Golgi apparatus
Molecular function (GO): polypeptide N-acetylgalactosaminyltransferase activity
Source: RefSeq, a predicted model, not a curated record
CUAACCAAUAACCUCGUCCUACUUUGGAGAUCCAGCUGUCCAAAUAAACACGUAUCGAAUUCCACAGGAAAGUGAUCAAUUUCGUCAAAUGAAAAUUUGGUGCAGGACAGCAAAUGGACCGGAAACCCUCUCAAGCGUUAAUCGGUGAUCCUAAAUCUGUGUAAAUUCCGUCCAGUUGGUUACGUGAGCAUUUUAUUUAACCAUGGAUGGUAGAUGGUAGUCAUCAGCAGUCGGCGAAAUUUUGCUGAUGACACAAUACCACGGCGGAUUUGACGUCUACCGUGCCACAUAUUAAAUAUUACCUGGCCACUAUCUGAAACGUAUGCAGCGCGUCACUUUUAGUGAUAAUGAGCCGCCACUGCCGGUGAGCGCAGCACAGAUUCCACGCAGAUCUCAUUGACAGCUCAAGGCUCGACGACAUCAUGUUCUCUAUGUUCGGCCACCGUAGAAGGAGAAAAUGGGCAUCCAAGCUUCUAUUUGCCGGCUUAUUUUUCGGGAUUGUGAUCCUUUGGUUGUCCACGAGAUCCAGCUCGUCAGUCGAGCAAAAAGUGAUCAUCAGAGAAAAAUAUGUUCAGGCACCGGCACCGACACAGAGUGAUGUACCUUUAAGGUAUGAGCAAAGCGCUCUCACCGACCAGGAUUACGAGGCAAUGAUAGCUCAAGACGAGGCUCGAAUCAUCCCCGGUCUUGGUGAUGAGGGUGCUGCUUGUGAGCUGGAGGACCCUGAAGAGUUGGCCCUUGCCGAAAAACUGAUGGCAAAAGAGGCCUUCAACAUAGUCCUCAGCAACAAAAUUUCACUCACAAGGACAGUGCCAGAUGCCCGGCACCCAAUGUGUAAAAACCAAAGAUUUUCAAACAAUCUGCCGUCAGCGAGCGUCGUUAUUAUUUUCACAAAUGAAGCGUGGAGCACACUAAUGAGAACGGUUCACAGCGUUCUCAAUCACUCGCCUCCGCACCUAUUGAAGGAAAUUGUUCUGGUCGACGAUUUCAGUGAUAGAGAGGAAUUGCACGGCAAACUGGAAUAUUAUUUGAGAACUCGUCUUCCUGCCGAUAAAGUGAAACUUGUUCGAUUGCCAGAAAGGUCUGGGCUUAUAAGAGCCCGGUUGGCAGGAGCCAGAGCGGCAUCUGCUGACGUUCUCAUUUUCCUUGAUUCCCACUGUGAAGUUGUUGUGCAAUGGCUGGAACCCUUGUUGCAGCGCAUUAAAGAGUCAAGAACGUCCGUUCUCAUUCCAAUUAUAGAUGUAAUCAGUGAAAAGAAUUUUGAGUACUCUCACGUGCACUCCGAGAAUUUUGAAGUUGGAGGCUUCACAUGGAGUGGUCACUUCACAUGGAUCCACGUUCCUGAGGAGGAAAAAAUCCGAAGAGGAAGUGCCAUUGGAGCAACGAGGUCUCCUACAAUGGCUGGAGGAUUAUUUGCAAUAGACCGAAACUACUUCUGGGAAGUGGGCUCAUACGAUGAACAAAUGGACGUUUGGGGAGGAGAAAACCUUGAAAUGUCCUUCAGAGUUUGGAUGUGCGGCGGAUCUUUGGAGGUGAUGCCCUGCUCCCGCGUCGGCCACAUUUUCCGGCCUUUCCACCCAUACACAUUCCCAGGUGGUAAGGACACCCACGGCAUCAACACAGCCAGAGUUGUCGAGGUCUGGAUGGAUGACUACAAACGACUAUUCUACAUGCACAGGAGUGAUUUGCAGACUAUCGACAUCGGAGACAUAUCAGCGAGAAGGAAAUUCCGUGAAAAAAUGAAAUGCAAGAGUUUCAAGUGGUUCCUGGAUAACGUCUAUCCGUCUAAGUACAUACCUGAUGAAGAUGUCAUUGCUUAUGGAAGGGUUCGUAAUGAGGCAAGCACGCCCAACUUCUGCUUUGACAAUUUGAAUCACGAUUCGGAUUCAAAUUACAACCUUGGAAUUUACGGAUGUCACAAUAAUUUGGAAACAAAUCAGCUCUACUCCCUUUCCAAAAAGGGAGAAUUGCGUAGAGAAUUCAACUGUGUUCAAGCACCUGCCACCAAAUCACUGAGUGUGGAGAAAGCAAUGUUGGUGCCAUGCCACGACUUGCAGGGAAAUCAGGAAUGGGAGUGGAAUAAGAGAGGUCAACUGAAGCACAAAGCAAGUGGCAAAUGCAUUGACAUUGAAAACGUCCACUCUGAAGAGGAUGUCAAAGUAGCUCCCUGCAGUGAUAGCAAGUUCCAAGUAUUCCAGUUUGAACAUGUACUUAUACCACCAACAUCAUGACAAAAUGUUACUAGAGCACCUAACUAGACACGCUUUUGACCUUGUUUUUCGUUAUGCAUUUUGCAUUUUCCACUUUGUUUUUUUAAGAGUAUUUGUAUUUUAAUUAAAAGAUUUGAUGUGUUGUAGUUUUGUAAACAA